AAGAACAAAACCUCGACUCGACUGGAGCCACCAAAAGUAAACAAGCAGGAGCAACUCGGCCACUCCACCGAGCAAGCAAGCCGUUGCAGUUGCUCCUAAAUCUCGUCGAUGGCGCCGCCGUCGCCCAUCACGUGCCGCCCCAGCGCCGCGGCGCGGCACCCGCUGCUGCUCCGCGUCCCUGCGGCGCGCGCCACGGCGCUGGGGCUGACACUGCCGAGGAGGGAGGCCGUUGUUGCGCCACGGACGCACAUGCGGCGGAUCGAGGCGGAGCCGUGGGCGUCGGCGUUGGUUGGGGUGAGCAGGAGCAGGAGAGAGGACGCGGCGAGGUGCGCGGCGGCGGGGGAGGUGGCGGGGAGUACUGGGGUGAGGAGGAGUGCCGGAAUGGAGGCGGCCCUGGCGGCCGCGGCGGUCGUGGCCAUGGGCACGGGGAACCGCGUGCUCUACAAGCUCGCGCUCGUGCCGCUCCGGGAGUACCCCUUCUUCCUCGCGCAAUUCGCCACGUUCGGCUAUGUAGUUGUCUAUUUCUCGAUCCUGUAUCUUCGUUAUCAAGCUGGUAUUGUCACCGAUGAGAUGCUGUCUCUACCACAUAAACCUUUUCUAGCUGUAGGACUCUUAGAGGCUUUUGGAGCAGCAUCAGGGAUGGCUGCCGGGGCUGUUCUUUCUGGGGCUUCAAUACCGAUACUGUCACAGACCUAUCUCGUCUGGCAGCUUCUUCUAUCUGCUAUUUUCUUAAAGAGGCGCUAUAGAAUCAACGAGAUAACUGGAUGCUUUCUUGUGGCCGUUGGUGUCAUAAUAACUGUAGCAAGUGGAUCAGGUACUGGUCCUUCAUUAAAAAGUACUGGAAUUUUAUGGCCACUAUUAAUGAUUAUAUCAUUCUUUCUCCAAGCUGCUGAUACUAUAUUGAAGGAAAUAAUAUUUAUAGAUGCUGCUAAGAAACUGAAGGGUGGCUCAGUUGAUCUUUUUGUUGUCAACUCGUAUGGCUCUGCUUAUCAAGCUCUUUUUAUGUGUCUCUUGCUGCCUUUCCUGUCAAAGUUAUGGGGAGUUCCAUUCCAUCUACUACCAACGUACAUCAAAGAUGGUGCAGCCUGCUUCCUAAACAUGGGAUCACUAUCUUCUGGCUGUGAAGGGGCACCACUACUACCACUACUAUUUGUGUUGGUUAAUAUGGGAUUCAAUAUAUCAUUACUACACCUACUAAAGAUCUCUUCGGCAGUUGUAUCUUCCCUGACCUCUACAUUCUCAGUUCCGCUGUCCAUCUACGCUUUCACCUUACCACUGCCGUACAUCGGUGUGGCAUCAUCUCUCCCACCUGGCUUUGUUGCGGGUGCAGUGGUACUCACCGCCGGCUUACUACUGUACAGCCUCCCACAGGGACAACAUUCUGGAAAUUCUUUCCAUAACAGGAAUGACUAGCUAGCAUUUAUUUCUUCAUUGAUCUACAACCAUUUACUCCAAGAUGGUGCGCCAUCUGGGCUUGAAAGGCAGAACAGAAAUUCUCCUGAGGGCCAUUUUUUUAUAUGAUUGAAAAAAAUUAUGGCCUUGUGCGUUA
Molecule: messenger RNA, 1549 nt
Organism: Phragmites australis (common reed)
Lineage: Eukaryota; Viridiplantae; Streptophyta; Magnoliopsida; Poales; Poaceae
Product: protein CLT1, chloroplastic-like
Exons: 10
Coding region: 109-1413 (434 amino acids)
Source: RefSeq, a predicted model, not a curated record